CCUCACUGAUGUCAUAAUUAGCACCUUUAUGAAUGCUUCGUUCUUAUUUGUGCAACCGGGUUCCAGGGUGGGCUUCAGGGCGCACCUCCUGUCAAGCUGGCUCGCUACCACUAGCCUUGAAUCAACGAAGCUGCACAAUGCGGGCACUCGUCGCAAAAAAACUCACUGAAAGCACUCCAAGCCGACCUAAAUUUGCGCUUCAAGCGCACAUCACGGGCGGAAUCCGGAAACUGGACCAGAUGGAUUUGGAGCUCGCAGUGAAGGGUGAACCUUCCGAUGGUUUCUUAUGGGUCGUCAAAGCCCCAGACGGCCGCACCGACCUGUACCUCGACGCUGGCAUUGCUGUGGCGAGCAUCCAGUCGUGGGCAAAGCUGCGCUGCCGGAAAUUCGGUUUAAUGAAGACGAGCGCAUUGCCGACACUGUGGAUAUCGGGGCUAAUCAAGACCGGCAAGUCCUACACGCUGCGCGAGGUGGUGCCGGCGGUGCUGGCCGAAACGCUGCGCCAGCAACCGCCAGGCCACCCCCUGGAGGGCAUGGCAGUGCUGCAGCUGAACGGCGUGGCGCUGACACGCCAGGCCGGCGCCACCGGAGUCCUGUACGACAUGCUGCUGGCGGUGGUGGACUGGGCGACACGGGCGGGGGUGCCGGUGGAGGAGGGCACAUGGCGCUGGGUGCGCCAGGUCCUGGACAGCGGCCCGGACGCGCCGGGCGCGCAGACACGGGCGGGCAGGGCCGUGGUGGAGAUGUUCACGAGCGGCUUCCAGGCGCCCGUGCUGGUGCUGCUGGACGAGGUGCAGGCCCUGCUGCAGCCCACAGACGCGCGCGGCGACCUGGACGCCUCGGGCGCGGCCUUCAUUCGCGACGGCGUGCUGCGCCAGGUCCUGGUGAACAGCGCUGACCACGUGCUGUGGGCCGUCACCGGCAGCAGCAUGUCGGCGGCCUGGGGGGCGCUGGCGGCCAUGCCAGUGAACGGCACUGCACCGCUGAUGCAGACCUGGCCGGUGCACCUGCCGUCAGCCUUCCCUCCCGCCCUGAUGCAUGAGCUGGCCAACGACAUGGCUCAGCGGCAUAUGCGCGAGCAGGGCCAGGACACCCACACAGGCGUCGAUGGCGACGACAUGGAGCGGCUGCUGGAGUGGAGCGAGGGUUCGCCAGCGCUGUUCGCGACGAUGUUGGAGGCUUGGCUGGCACGCAGCUCGAUGCCCGAGAACGCGCUGGUGGACGUGGGCAUGUUUGUGUCCUGGUUCAUGCAGACAAAGAUGCUGGAGGAGGGCCUGAAAGAGUGGAAGCUGGGCCUGGCGGGUCUGACGGACGCGCAGCGCGGCGACGUGCUGGACCUGGCGUCCCCGACGCUCGGGGUGCAGGUGGACGACUUGAUGGACAUGGGCCUAUGGCGCUUCCUGCAGCCACACCUGCUACAGACCCAGCAGGGGGCGCGCUACUACCUCAAGAACGCCAGCCAGCGGCAGCUCCUGAGGGCUAUCAUAGACCGUGGCGGCAAGCUGCGCACGAACUGGACUGGCAUCAGUGGGGGCCUGACGCUGAUCCAGCUGGACUGGGGCUGGCUGCUGGUGCAGCUGGGCGAGGUGGCGGACUACCUGCUCGGACUGCGGCCCAGGCGCAAGGGCGCUGUCCCCGAGCGCAUCAGCGGUGUUGAUCAGUUCACAGUCAUGCUGCAGAGCCUGGCGGAGAAGAUUGGGGCGCAGCUGCCUGUGGUCGCGGCUGGGGAGUCGGACAACACCACCGGCAGCCUGGCCAGCCGCUGGGAGGCGCUGGGCGCUUUCUCUCAGGCGCUUCGCUCGCCUGCCAACACGGCGGCCUGUCACUGGUACGAGAGCGAGGGGAGGGCGAAGAAGAAACUGCAAUGCAACCUCGACUUCCUAGUGUUCUUCCUAUGGCUCUGCCGCAACGUGCUGGCGCACCAGAAGCCGUGGGACGGGCCGGCGGUAAUGGUUGUGGUGAUGGCGCUGCCGCGCCUGCUGGGCAUGCCCGCGGGGGAGCUGGCGGAGGUCGUACGCUGCGGCAUGGGUGGCCUGGCGCCCGCCACCAUCAAGGAGGCCAAGGCCGCGGCGGACCAGGACCAAGACGGCGACGGUGGGCAGGGCAACAGCAGUGGCGCCGGUGGUGGCAUGUCCUGCUAUUGAGGCAUUGUUAUGUUUUGGUGGUCCACAGAGCCACAGAGUGUGGUGCAGCCGUCCAUAUUGACCCAUUGCCAACAAGAAAACCUGUCUCUUCAGUAGUUGCACUUUUUUGAGUACAUGGGGAAAAUUCGAGAAGUGCCUUCGCACGUCCAUGGCCAAUUGACUUUCGCGAGGUUGCCCAAAAAGCAAGCCAUGGCUUUGCGCAGUAUAACUUCUGUACAUAGUAAAUGUGCUACAAAGACACAGCAGACGGCGAGCCGUCAUAAAGAGCCUGUCACCGUUGUCCAUUUCUGUAGCGGCUCGCUCUCACACCUCUUU
Messenger RNA from Chlamydomonas reinhardtii, 2459 nucleotides. RefSeq lists its product as uncharacterized. The record is from RefSeq and is a predicted model, not a curated record. The transcript has 12 exons. Lineage: Eukaryota; Viridiplantae; Chlorophyta; Chlorophyceae; Chlamydomonadales; Chlamydomonadaceae. Bases 396 to 2144 code for a protein of 582 amino acids.